GCUCUCGUGUUGUCCGUUAGUGAGGUUACAAUAGGAGCCAUGUAGAGAUACUUUUCUUUAUAGAGAGGUAGCCUAUGUGUGUGUUUCUGUGCAUUUAAAUAAAUCAUAAUUACGACAGACAUAUAAUAUCAGCUCGACAGAUCUGUCACAAGGUUGCGUGAUUAGCCUAUUUGAGUUUUCAUUAUAAUAAACGCUGAGCAAAUUACUGUGAAUGGCUGCACGCCUCAGUUUAAUUAAAUAUCACGAAUUUAUCGAUAUCUCAAGUUAACAUCGCCCUCGGUUGUCCUCAUAGCUGAUUAGCUCACAUAUGACAUGUUUUCCCUACACUACUGCUAUCGAUGUUUCUACAUGAAACCGAGCGCUCGAGUGGAUCGCCAAUCCACGCUUGCUAUUACUUUUCCACAUAUAGAAAAUGAGCCCUUGACCCCAUGGAUCCACAGAUAUAGCCUAACAUCUUCAUCUAGCUCAAGUGCCGGUCAGUGCAUCUUCGCGUAGAUUUUAAUCGAUUCCUCGCUCUAAUAUAAAAUAUUAAACUCUUUCCGUGCGCCCGAGAACGAGCGCAUUAUCUAGAUGAAAAGAAGAAGGAAAAAAAAAACCUCUAACAGGAAACCCUCACAGGAACUGCGCUUAUUGCAUGCAAACUUGUUUGAGGCUUGUAAGCACUCUUCAUAGUAGACAGAAUAAUGAAACUGUAUAUAUUUUGUGAUCUUUUAUGUAUAAACCCUUAAGUUUGCUAUCUUAUUUGGUUAUUCCUCUCUCCCACAACACCUGUUGCUCUCGUUUUGAGCAUUUCUCAUAUAGCCCUGUUUUUCCAUCUCAGUGCGUGUAAAAAUUUUGCGGUUAACUUUACCCGCAGAAUGUUGGCUAGUCAACAUUUCACGAGACGCACUUUUAGCCUUUCCUUGGUACUCAGUCUCCAGUAAUCGUUAAUGAACAAAGCAUUGCCUGUCAUAACAGCGGAAUCCGGUUUUUCCGGCCGCUCCCGUCGUCGGGUUGCUUUUAAACCUGUUCGUCUGGCUCGGCUGAGAGAAACAGGUGUAAAAACACGGGAAUGCUUGGGCUUCAUUCCGCCCAGCUGUGAUCGGACAUCUCGAUUCUUUCUGUGGUUAAUUUGUAGGCAAAGCGUUCAGACGGAUGUAAAAUUGUACAGAAGCCCGCAAUGGCUUGCAAAUGACCUGGUCUAACUCGGAGCGCAUUCAUCCGCAGCAACAGACUGAUGAUGUGCCAGAGUGCCAAUGCAAUGUGGUCACGGUGGAGUGCCAUGCUAGUGUGGAUUUUCCUUCUUCUCUGUUGCUCUGCAGAUGUAGUCAGCACCAUCAUCUACAAGGUGUCCGAGGAGCAGCCGCCCAACACACUGAUUGGCAGCCUGGCAUCUGACCAGGGCUUGCCAGACACAGGUCACCUUUACAAGCUCGAGGUGGGUGCCCCUUUCCUCCGUGUGGAUGGGAAAACAGGGGAUAUCUACACUACAGAGACACCGAUUGAUCGGGAGACUCUCAAGGACUGUCGCAAUCUUUUUGAGGGCGAUCCUUGUUUCCUAGAAUUUGAGGUGUCUAUUACAGACCUGAUAAAAGGCACAGGACCUCGGCUCAUCGAAGGCCGCAUCGAGAUCUUGGAUGAGAACGACAACACUCCACAGUUCUCUUCACCUGUCUUGACAUUGUCGAUCCCGGAGAACACGCAUGUGGGUGCGCUUUUUGCAAUUCCUGUGGCCACCGACAGGGAUUCUGGAAGCAAUGGCAUCGCCGAUUAUACGCUAACGACUGGCCCUGAAGCUGCCAACCUUUUCAGCCUGCAGGUGGCACAAGACUCAGAUGAGAAAUUGCCACAACUCAUUGUAUUGGGAAACCUGGAUAGAGAGCAGCGAGAUUCAUAUGACCUCAACAUAAAAGUGCUUGAUGGUGGCUCUCCACUCCGCCAGAGUAGUGCCCUUCUCAGGAUAACCAUUACAGAUGCCAAUGACAACGUGCCCAAAUUUGAGAAGUCACACUAUGAGGGUGAGCUCCCAGAAAACAGCCCAGUGGGUCAUUCUGUUCUACAAGUGAAGGCCAAUGACUCUGACAUGGGACCCAAUGGAGAGGUAUCCUACAGCCUCCACCAGGCAUCACCAGUUGUCCAGAGGCUCCUCAGCAUUGACCGCAACACGGGCACCAUUUUCGUCAAAGGCUUGGUGGAUCGUGAAGAUAUUAGCAUGCUCAAGUUCUACGUCCAAGCUAAAGACAAUGGUCCACAACCGAAGAGCUCCAAAGCCCUUGUGACUAUUACAGUGAAGGACCAGAAUGACAAUGCACCCUCCAUCAGGAUCCGGGGCAUUGGCCUUGUGACGCACGAAGAUGGUGUCGCUAACAUAUCGGAGGACAUGCCUGUAGGCACAGCUGUGGCCCUGGUGGAGGUAUCAGAUCGUGAUGAAGGUGAAAAUGCAGUUGUGACCUGUGUGGUCGCAGGGGAUGUCCCAUUCCAGCUUCGUUCAGCUAGCGAAACAGGCAAUGACCGAAAGAGGAAGUACUUUCUUCAGACAACCAUGCUACUGGACUAUGAACGGAUCAAAGACUACAGGAUUGAAAUUGUGGCAGUGGACUCUGGCAACCCCGCACUAUCCAGCACAAAUUCCCUGAAGGUGCAAGUGACUGACAUGAAUGACAACUCCCCAGUCUUCUCGCCUUCUUUGUACGAGGUAGAAUUUGCUGAGGAGAACCAGCCAGGUGACAAGCUUCUGGAUGUGGUAGCCACAGAUGCCGACAGCGGGACUAAUGCAGAGCUGACAUACAGGAUCACUGGGGGAUCAGUCCCCGAGGGACUCUUUGAAAUUAACCCUAACACAGGAGAAGUGCGUGUCAUGAGCCAGUUGGACCGUGAACAAUUAGAUCACUAUCAAUUUCUAGUUGCAGCAGCUGAUAAAGGUGUACCAAGCUUGAGAGGAACUGCCACUGUUGUUGUUAAGGUUCUCGACAGGAACGACAAUGACCCUAAAUUUAUGCUUAAUGGUUACAGCUUUUCAGUCCAAGAAAACAUGCCACCCCUUAGUCCUGUUGGAAUGGUAACAGUCAACGAUCAAGACGAGGGCGAGAAUGCUCGAGUUCAACUUUCUGUAGAACCAGACAAUGGCAAGUUUAUGAUCCAAAAUGGAACGUACACUAUACUUUCAACUAUUUCCUUUGACAGGGAAAAGGAGAGCACCUACAGUUUCCGACUUAAAGCUGUUGACGGAGGUGAUCCACCACGUUCUUCAUAUGUUGGCAUUACCAUUAAUGUUCUUGAUGAGAAUGACAAUGCUCCAUAUGUCACCAAGCCCUCAAACUCUUCAUACAAGUUCUUGGAUCCCCGCACCAGCCCAGAAACCCACGUAGAAAGUGUUGAGGCAGAGGACAUGGACAUUGGUUUAAAUUCAGAGCUGGAUUUCAUUAUAGUAGGGGGCAACCCGCAUGGAUUGUUCCGCAUCUCUUCAGAAGGUGAGAUUACGUUGGCUAAAGAGUUCACAUCCAAACACAUUGGUCUCCACCGUCUGGUGGUAAAAGUUAAGGACAAAGGCACGCCCGCACGCCAUACGACUGCACUGGUUCACGUCUAUGUCAAUGAGACCAUCGGCAAUGUCUCCCACGUCGAAGGACUUGUUGGACACAGUCUUUAUACGCCACUUGAAAUGGACAUUGCAGGAGAUCCUGAUUAUUCUCGAGACCAGCAUAGUAACAUUAUUUUUGCAGUCUUGGGUGGCUUUUGUGUGGUCAUUCUAAUCAUUGCAGUGGCUAUGAUCAUCAGGCAUGUCGUACUAAAGGAGAAUAAAAGUGGCUACCAGGCAGGCAAGAAGGAGACCAAAGACCUAUAUGCCCCCAAACCUGGACCUAAGAGCAACAAGAACAAGAAGGCAAAGAAAAGCAAAGCUCCAAAGCCUGCCAACCCAUCUGAAGAGGAUGAGGGGGGGAGUCUUCAAAAAGGCCUAAAGUUCAACCUCAUAAAUGAAAGUGUCAACGAUAGCCCUAGGAUUCACCUGCCGCUUAACUACCCCCCUGGGAGCCCAGACCUAGGGAGACACUAUCGGUCUAAUUCUCCUCUGCCAUCCAUUCAGCUCCAACCUCAGUCACCUUCUGCCUCAAAGAAACACCAGGCAGUGCAGGACCUGCCAGCAACCAACACCUUUGUAGGAACCGGGGACAACAACUCAACAGGCUCAGACCAGUAUUCGGAUUACAGCUACAAGGCCAACUCUUCAAAAUAUAGCACCAAACAGCUCCCGCAUCGCCGAGUGACCUUCUCCACAGCCAAUCAGGCACAGGAUCUGCAGGAUCCCUCUCAGCACAGUUACUAUGACAGCGGUCUGGAAGAGUCAGAGACCCCCAGCAGUAAGAGUUCUUCAGGACCCCGUAUCGGGCCCCUCGCCUUGCCUGAAGACCACUAUGAACGAACCACCCCAGAUGGCAGCAUUGGGGAGAUGGAACACCCCGAGAAUGAUCUGAGGCCUCUACCUGACGUGGCCAUGACGGGAAAAUGCACACACGAGUGUACAGAAUAUGGCCACUCAGAUUCCUGCUGGAUGCCUGGACAGCCCUCACCCAACCGCACCAAGAGUGGGCCCAAACUCUCCACCUUCGUGCCUUACCAGGAGAGGGAGGGUCAGGAGCGCCUGAUGGCUGACAGCAGCUCUAAGCCUCACGGAGAGGAGCGGAGUGGAGGUGGGAGCAACAAAGUGGCCAGCAUUCGCUUUUUGCCUCCCUACACUAGUGCCUAUUCUACUGGCAGCGACUCCAAGGAGGAGAUCCCCCUGAGUCAGACAGCCGAUUACGCCCCUGCUACUACACCCUCCAGCCAAGGCUCCAAAAGAGAAAUCUACCUGUGAUUCACCUGUCAUCCGCCUAUGUUUGAUUCCACAUUUGAUCCAAUUUACUUGUGAUCAGCAAUGCCUGUGAGAGGAUAAAAGGCCUCGUUGUCAAAACACCUGCUAAUUCUACCACACCACCAGACCCGAUUUACUCAGACAUCUCCAAUCCCCUCAGCCAUAAGCUUAAUGGUUGACACAAAACAGCUAGAGACCUUCUUUAAAACCCUCUGGGUUUUAUACAACACUGCACAUUGUUAGAGGCUCUGGAAGCCAAAUAGAUAUGAAGAGAAUAAUCAGAAGAAAAAAAAGAGAAAAUCAUUUUGUGAAUAUGAAAUGAAGUACACAAUCCCCAUGUAAACUUCUAAUGAAAGAAUGUAAGGACAAUUUUUAAGUGAACUUUGUGAUAAUUUAAUGUCAAGGUUAUAUUCCUAUUUGAAUCUGAUUUGUUCACUGAUUUUUGUUUGUUUUUUAUUAUAUAUAUAAUAAGUAUUACUUAUGAUCAGACAGUAGUUAUGCUUACCUAAAACAUAUAUACAUCCAAAUAAUACUUUUUUAUUAUUAUUAUUAUUCUGUGUGUAACUACUAAGAACUCGAGCCAGAAUAACUGGCGAACCAAAUUCUGGCAAUCCAAGAGGGACAUAAAUUCUCAACCUUUAUACUUUACUGAAGAGAAAACAUUCACCUUUCUUUAAGCACUGAAGGGUAACUGUUUCUUACAUUUGUCUUUUUUUUCAUAGGAAACUUUUUUCUAAAUGUACAGUGAUGUAAAUAUUACACGUCUGAUGGAACAGUUUUGAUUUAUGAUUUAGCUGUACAGACCCUCGAAGCCACGGCUUCCUUCUGUUGAUAGUAGAAGGGACAUUGCUCAAAGGAUUUGCCUCCCUGUCAGUAAAAGAAGGACAACAGUUUUGGACCAUGGAAUGCUAAAGAUAAUCCACAGUAUGAGCCUCUGCCGUCUAAGUACUUAGGACUUGAGCGAACACGGAAUUUGGGGCAAAAUCCAAGGGAAACAAAUGAAUUGAAGUAGGUUUGCAUGAUGCCAUUUGUCAUUUUGGACAAAUUUGAUGGGCUUCAUCAGUUCCCAGAGGAAGUUUUCCCAGUGACUUUUCCUCUGUAAUACUCUCUUACUUCUUCAAAAGACUAUCCAAAUGUAGCUGAGGCUUGAGGUGAGUUGCCAUUUGGAAGAGCUUUGUUCAAUCCAUCCCAUCCGUAAGGAGGAGAAACAACUUUCACAGUACAAAAAAACAAACAGACAAAAAAUUAACUGUCCAUGUGCUGUGCAAUAGCCUACUCGUUUCCGGACAUGUCAAACUCUGUUGUGUAGAUGUGUGGUAUUGUCAGAGAUUUUGGCUCUGCUCUGUACUGGGUCUGACCCGGUCAAAAUUAAUGCUCACAAGAAGCAGACAGGUUCAAAAAUCAUCCAGCAGGCAUUUUCUCGUGUUUGACCACAUUAAAGUUGUAUUCAACAAAUCCAGUAUAUUUUAAAACAUCUGAGAUUCUGUUUGAAGUGUGCUUUGAAUGUAUGACAUAAGACUUCUGCAGCGACCUUAGAAACACCUAAAUCUUGCUAACCUAUUACCACAAAGUCAUACUGUUGCUCGCCUAACCAGGGCACUUUUGAUGGAAAUGCUAAUUUCCCCAAAUGAAAGUGAGGUCUUUCAGAAAGAGUUUACAGGAAGUUCAUUGACGGUUACUGACAGUAACAGGGAUUGCAUCAGAUGGGAUGCAGGUCAGCAAAAGCUAUGUGUAUUCAAGGCCCGAGCUACACAGAAUAAGUGCACUAUAAUUUACACCAUGUCACAUAGCUAAGUAGCUACUUAAAUCCAACUCUUCACCUCGGAUGAUUUUGCCAUUUACUCUAUAGGUGUUGAUUAAAUGUUCACAGAGCUCUGUGCUUUGGGUGUAAUAGUUGAUAAAGUCUCCUUUUUUAAAAGAACAGACAAAGUGAUCCAAUGCUAAACGCUGGUGUGUCAGGUCACGGAUGUUUAGUUCACGACUGACCCUUUAUUUGAACACUGGCAAACCGAACACUUGACUAAGGACUUGACUAAGUAAAUAAGUUGUAUUUCCAAUUUGACAGGGUCUUUGGUCUCUGCAUGACCUGUGAUGCCCACUUUGGACAAGCAUUGCUGAGCUUGUUGCAGCCUUGGGGCAGACCGGAGGAGAUACCAAAAUACUUCACUCGGUCGAAGUGUUGAUUUGAGAACAUUGACACUCUUACUCGUUUGUUUGCUUCAUUGUACACAUUUAACUUCCUGUUCUUUUAAUCAUCCCAGUGACUACUGACCUUAAAUGUGUUUUCUGCAGUAACAAACAGAAGCUGCCCAGGCUGCAUGAACCCAAAAGCUGCAUGACAGGUAGACAGUCUCUCACUCCCAUUGGGAAAACCUGGAGUUUAUCCCCGGAGAGCAACUGUCACAGAUACUGAUAGGUCAAAUCACUCGGAGUGUGUGUGUGUGUGUGGUGUGUGUGUGUGUGUGUGUGUGUGUGUGUGUGAAUGUGUGCAUCUUCGUACACCUGUGUAACUGUGUAGAUACAAGUAAGGGGAUCUACUCAUUGCCUUUAAAGCAAGAAAUUUUAAAGCUCUACACGUCUUUUUUUUUUUUUUUUCUUUUUGCUUGGAUUUUCAAUUGCCAAAUUGUGUUGUGGCAUCUCAUUGAAUAAAAUGGCUCUUGCUGUGUGAAACAGUGGUGCAAAGAAUCUGAUAAAAAUAAUAAUAAUAGGGAUUAAUAACAUCUUAUACACUGGUUGUAGGGCGAAAAACAAGCAAGAGAAACAUUAUAUAAGGGGAAAGACAGUCCAUGUCUUAUUUUGUUCAUGUCUUAUACAUAUGUUUUUUUGUCUGUUUGUUUUGCAGAACAGUGAUGAGCAAAUAAUGUAAACAAUGACUUUUUUUCUACAUAAAGGCACAUGAUCUUCGUUUUCUUUAGGAUUUUGUUCACUUUGUGAGCAGGCCCAAAUGGAAUCUGCAUUUUUUUGCAUUUAUAUUUGAGAAAAAAAAAUAAAAAAUUCUGUGUAAUGAUUUGAACAUUGUAAAAUGGGUUAAAUAGAGCUUAAUCAGUUGCUGAAAGCACUAUCAAAUUAGCCAAAUAUUUAAUAAAC
Cyprinus carpio (common carp) is the source of this 7915-nucleotide messenger RNA. It is a transcript of the gene pcdh1b, whose product is annotated as protocadherin 1b. Gene Ontology annotation, cellular component: plasma membrane. NCBI's taxonomy places the organism in Eukaryota, Metazoa, Chordata, Actinopteri, Cypriniformes, Cyprinidae. Gene Ontology annotation, molecular function: calcium ion binding. The record is from RefSeq and is a predicted model, not a curated record. Gene Ontology annotation, biological process: homophilic cell-cell adhesion.